Molecule: messenger RNA, 4151 nt
Organism: Chinchilla lanigera (long-tailed chinchilla)
Lineage: Eukaryota; Metazoa; Chordata; Mammalia; Rodentia; Chinchillidae
Gene: Calm1
Product: calmodulin 1 (phosphorylase kinase, delta)
Exons: 6
Coding region: 216-665 (149 amino acids)
Molecular function (GO): calcium ion binding
Source: RefSeq, a predicted model, not a curated record
CGGCGCGCAGACUCGCGCUCCGACAGUGGUGCUGGGAGUCUCGUGGGUGCGGUGCCGUUACUCGCAGUCGGGCGGUGGCGCGGGCGGCGGCGGCACAGCACAGAGCGCACACCGCGCCUUAGCAGCGGUUGAAGCGGAGGCACCCCCGCCGUCACAGCCCUUGCGCUGGUGCAUCCACCCUCGCGCGCUCUGCUCUUCCUUCCUUCGCUCGCACCAUGGCUGACCAGCUGACUGAAGAACAGAUUGCUGAAUUCAAGGAAGCUUUCUCUCUAUUCGAUAAAGAUGGUGACGGCACCAUCACAACAAAGGAAUUAGGAACUGUCAUGAGGUCACUGGGUCAAAACCCAACAGAAGCUGAACUGCAGGAUAUGAUCAACGAAGUGGAUGCUGAUGGUAAUGGCACCAUUGACUUCCCAGAAUUUUUAACUAUGAUGGCUAGAAAAAUGAAAGAUACAGAUAGCGAAGAAGAAAUCCGUGAGGCAUUCCGAGUCUUUGACAAGGAUGGAAAUGGUUACAUCAGUGCAGCGGAACUACGUCACGUCAUGACAAACUUAGGAGAAAAACUAACAGAUGAAGAAGUAGAUGAAAUGAUCAGAGAAGCAGAUAUUGAUGGAGAUGGACAAGUCAACUAUGAAGAAUUCGUACAGAUGAUGACUGCAAAAUGAAGACCUACUUUCAGCUACUUUUUCCCCCCUCUAGAAGAAUCAAAUUGAAUCUUUUACUUACCUCUUGCAAAAAAAAAGAAAAAAGUUCAUUUAUUCAUUCUGUUUCUAUAUAGCAAAACUGAAUGUUAAAAAGUACCUUCUGUCCACACACAAAAUCUGCAUGUAUUGGUUGGUGGUCCUGUCCCCUAAAGAUCAAGCUACACAUCAGUUUUACAAUAUAAAUAAUUGUACUACCUUAAUGAUAAGGAAGCACUUAGUGGACUCCUUAAAGUUCCAUUUGCUAAUGAUUAAUACACUGUUUGGGCUGGCCAGUUUUUCAUGCAUGCAGCUUGACGAUUGAGCACAGUCAAGCAUUUGUAUUAAAAUCGAAAAACGAAAAAACGAAUUCAAAACCUAUUCAGAUGGGUUCAAGUUUAAUUAGUUAGUACAAAUAGUCAUGGCUGGUUUACUGAAAACAAACACAUUUAAAAUGGGUUUACCUCAGGACGAUGUGCAGAAAAUGGGUGGAGGAUAAACUGUCGAGAUGCAGCCCCAGUGGUAGGCCGAUCCUCUUGUACUUCCCUGUGCUCCGGCCCAUGGUGACAGUGACACACAGUGGUGGCAGGCCUCCGAAUGGGGGUUUAGCAAUGUCUGCAUUGUACUAAGGUGAAAUGGGUGUCAGGCUGUCACACUCACAAAUUUUUAAUAAGAAAUCUUUUACAAGGGAGCAUCUUUGGACUCUGUUUUUAAAACCUCCUGAACCAUGACUUGGAGCCGGCAGAGUAGGCUGUGGCUGUGGACUUCAGCACACCCGUCAACAUUGCUGUUCAAGAAAUUACAAUUUACGUCCAUUCCAAGUUGUAAAUGCUAGUCUUUUUUUUUUUUUUUUUUUUCCAAUAAAAAGACCAUUAACUUAAAAUGGUGUUAAAUGCUUUGUAAAGCUGAGAUCUAAAAGGGGACAAGGCACUUGGAGGGGAGGCCAGUGCACAUUUAAAUGCCCACAGCCUAGUGAUGGGUUUCCCUCCCUCCCAAGAUCCCAGCACCAACCUCUGAGCCUAAGACCCUGCCUCAAAGCAGGCACGUAUUGGUCGCUUUACCACACUUAAUCGACACGUAAGUCUAGUUGUGUUUUCUCUGGGGGGAGGGGGGAGGCAAGUCACGGUAACUUACUGAUCUAUUGAGGCGGUAGAGCUCUUACUGAAGGAAAAAACCACUUUCUCAAGCAUGUAUUUAGGGGUUCUUCUCAAUUGUGCUGCUGAUUACCUGUUUCAUGUAACUACUUGAGACCAUCUGUGCAAGAGACAUGAUUUAGUGUGUCUGUAAUUCAAUCCUCGCCGUGUGUGGUAGAAGCAGUAGUCCUUUUCUAACUAAGCCAGUCUCUUCAUGCCUAAAAGACACUAUCAGCCCCCUUUAUUUGCAGUUUAAUUUAUGAUUAUUACCUUAGCUUCGUUUUCCUUUCUUCUGUUUUGGUUUAAAGUUGACUUGACUUUGGUUUUUCCCCCUCCCCCCCUCAAGUAGAACUAAUGCUAAGCCUCUGGCUGGAAAGUAAAACUCCGACCCAGAGUGAGUUUCGUGUCUAAUUAUAAACCUGUAACCAAAACCCAGACAUGCUGGUACUGGUCUUUGCAGUGGGAUUGGUCCAUUGAAAAAGCCCCCUUACAAGCAUCCUGCAUUUAGUGCAGGGCUCUUUUGAAAUGAAGGCUGGAUGUGCAUUUUUCAGGGUGUUAACUGGUUGUAUCUUCUUAGCAAGGAGAUUUGAGUUCUGUGUGUUUGUGUGGGUGGUUUUAAUUUGCCAGGGGAUGGUGGCAGGCUGCUAGCGGGCAGUGAUGAGCUCUUGGCAGCCAAGUGGGUGCAUUCGGGGCUGAUUUAUAGAGACCCUUGGCUUCUCCUCCCUCUCCUACUCCCUGUCUUUCUGGCAUUUUGUAGCUUGUUAGAUUUUCUGCCAGAGGGGUGGGUUAGAGCCGUGGAGAGGACACAUUGCCACCGUGCUACCAGUCCUUGGACUGCGUGGUUGGUAGAGGAGAGGUUGACCCCAUGAAGUAAGGUUGGCGUUCAUAAUUCUCUGAAUCUGUGAGGAACACCUAAGAAUCCCUUAGUGUUUCUGUUCUGGUGAGAUGGGGAGCUCUGAGGGCUCCUGUGCAAGUCUAUGACCUGGGUGUUUCUCGUAGGGGGUCAGGUAGCCCAGUUGGCCCGGUCGCAGGCCUGUGGUCAAUGAAUGACCUCUUGGUAGUUUCAAGGGGGAUGGGGGGUGACUUGUUUUUAAAGACUUCCCUUCUAUCUUACCCUUUUACCAAGUCUUUCUGGAAGCUGGGUGGACUCCAUUUUAAUAGUCCCACAGUGUAUCCUGAAAGACGACCUUUGGAACAGGAUCCUGUGUGGAAACCAGGGAAUGCUGAGUUCCAGUUGGGAGCAGAGGUGGGGUAGUGUCUCCUGGCGCCUUUCUCCUGGCACGUGGGGGCACGACCAGCCCAGGGGUUGGGCGGUAGCAGUCUGUGAGUUAGGGAGAGGAAAGAGCUUGGUGUCAUGGCACCUUCCUGUAAACUUGCCCCUACUUCUAACUACUCUAUAAAUAUAUACAUAUAUUUAUAUAUAUAAAAGUGACUAGUUUAACUGGCAUCCUGCUUUAGCCUGAGACUUGCCAUAAGAAACUGCUGAGUACUUGGCAAACCUUUUCAUAGUUUCGUUCUCCAUCUGUUCGGGGUAGGUGUUGAGCAAGGCAAAUGGAUCUCGAUACUCAGAUGGGCUUUUGAUGCACUGUUGCCAGGGAAGGCUUUUUCUGAUUUUUUGACAAACAAAUUUUUGCACACUUUAAUUGGUGUCUUUCGGCAAUUUGAACACAUUGAAGAUGAGCUAUUGUACAUAUUUUUAUAUUCUCUUUAUAAAUGCAUGUCCGACUGUACUUGUAACAAUAUUGUAAUGAAUGGCUCUCCAGUAGGCCUAGCGCUGCUGUCACAUCAGAGGAAUAGCAUAUUAUUGGCCCCUCAGCAUCCUGGGAACUGCUUCCUGAACAAAGAAUGUAAAUUUGGUCAAGUCUACUCUUCAUUCAAUUAUUUUAACCAUUUGGAUUAUUUAUUGUAUAUCCUAAAUAUAUUUAUCCUUUUGGCAGUGACUAGAUCUCCACUAAUGUGUCUUAAUCCCUUCAGCUGGCAGUUAACUAUUUUUUUUUUAAUCCCUUGAAGUUGUCCUAUAGGAGACAGAUUCUUUGCUGUCUAUUCCUGGGAGUGGGAAGGUAGUGGCAUGGGUGGAGUGUGUGUUCUUUCUCCAAAUCUAUUAUAAUGUUCAUUAAACACUUCUGUAGCAAAGAUGGUGGUGGUUCUUUCGUUACUGAAGUUGCCCUUCAACAUGGCUAUUUGAAAAGGAGAUGUACUUGAACGUUUCUGUAAAUCUUGAGAUGAACUGUUAACCACCUCUCUGAUGGGGGACCAACUCUAUGGAAAUUGUAAAUAAGUUUUAUUUAUAAACCUGGCACUGUAUUCAAUAAACAUUUCUGCAGCCUUUCAUCUCUAA